AUGCCUUCACCAACACAGCCAUCACAGCUGCCACGGCGGCCAGCAGCAUCAGAGAUACCGUCGUCGUCGUCGUCGUCGUCCCGAAUACCGGCGCUGCUGAUGCCGUACGUAGCGUCCGGCCCGCUAACACACGACGAGGGCUCCCUCACCGUCAUCACAUGGGUGCAGGGCGCGAGCGCCAACUGGCUGGUGCUGCGGUAUCUGUAUGCCUUGCUAGGUGGAGGAGGAGGAGGGCGCAGCGUGAAGGAGGAAGACGAGGCGGCAGAGGAGGGACAGCAGCCGGGGGUGGUGCUCGUGAGCUUUCUGCGAGAUCAGAGGUUCUGGGGGGAUGGAUGCGCCAAGUUGGGCAUGGAUCUGGAGGUCCUUGGUAGGAGCGGACGCUUCGGCUUUGUGGACGGGUUGACGGGGUCGCUUGGCGGCGAAGGUGGCCCGGCCACGACGACGGAUGGCGUUAAGAAGAGGGUGGACGAGGCGGCAGCGCGUCUCUCCCCGCGGCGGAGGAGGGUGCUGGUCGUGGACGCGCUGGACGCGCUCGUCGCGACGACGGGCAUCAGCGCCUCGGAGGCGGAGAGCCUCAUGAUGCGGUUACGUGAGAAUGCAUACUCGACGCUCCUCACGUUGUCCGCCGAUGAGCCCCUCAUGCGGGCCGCCGUGCGACGACACCAACAGCACCAGCAGGAGCAUGGUGCGGCGACGGGCUUGGAGAGGGAGCAGGCCGCGCUGGUGCUCGGGCAGGCGCACGCGGCGAACCAGGUGGUCUCCCUGCGGCGGCUGGACACGGGCGCGGCGGCGGACGUCAGCGGCGUGCUGCGCGUCGGGGCGGCGCAGGAGCUGCUGUACCACGUCUCGGGCGACGGCGGCGUGCGCGUCUUCGAGAGGGGUGCUUGA
Cordyceps fumosorosea ARSEF 2679 is the source of this 888-nucleotide messenger RNA. RefSeq lists its product as hypothetical. The transcript is spliced from 3 exons. Lineage: Eukaryota; Fungi; Ascomycota; Sordariomycetes; Hypocreales; Cordycipitaceae. Gene Ontology annotation, cellular component: elongator holoenzyme complex. Gene Ontology annotation, biological process: tRNA wobble uridine modification. The coding region runs from base 1 to 888 and encodes 295 amino acids. The record is from RefSeq and is a predicted model, not a curated record.